Messenger RNA from Argentina anserina (silverweed cinquefoil), 1758 nucleotides. RefSeq lists its product as uncharacterized. The record is from RefSeq and is a predicted model, not a curated record. The coding region runs from base 1 to 1758 and encodes 585 amino acids. Lineage: Eukaryota; Viridiplantae; Streptophyta; Magnoliopsida; Rosales; Rosaceae. The transcript is spliced from 7 exons.
AUGACGGAUAAGAGAGAGCCGAAACGGUUGAAAAAUCUUCUUUCAUGGUUUGUGAGGGAUCAAAGUAGUGGGAGUGGAAGUGGGAGAAAUGAGAUUAGAAGUGAGGUUGGGAGUAGAAAUGAAAAUGUUGGUUCAGUGAAUAAUAUUCUUUUAGAGUCUUCUCCAUCUAGUCCACUAGAAGAGUCUCCAUCUUUUCCAUUAGAAGAUGAUCAUAAUGAUAGAAUUGGGGAGCAAAACAAUAUUGAUUUCACUUCUCUUCAACGUGACCCAGGAUUAAGACAACCAAUAGGCCAAUAUCCUUUCAAAUUUCGUGAUAAUGUUCAGAGAGCUUAUGUUGUCUUAGGACCAUAUCAACCCUACUUAAGUAGUUAUCCAUCUUCUUGGAAUGGAGGGCAGGGUCGAAGAUUUUGUCACAAAUGGUUUAAAGAUUGGUCGUGGGUUGAGUAUUAUGUAGAGGUGGACAAAGCAUUUUGUUUUCUUUAUUUCCUAUUUGAUAGUUAUCCAUCCCACCAUCCGGCAUUCACUACGGAUGGGUUUAAUAGUUGGAAGAAUGUCAAUUCAAAGAAGUCAGGUCUUCUUAAGCAUGUGGGAGCCCUCAAUUCUCCACAUAAUGCUUGUAUGCGCCAAUGGGAAGUUCUAAGAAACCCGUAUAAGCACAUUGAGAGUGUGAUUAGUACUCAAUCAACACAUGAAAAAUUAGAUAAUCGACUUCGGCUUGUUGCUGCUAUAGAGAGUGCAAGGUUGUUGGCACAUCAAGGAUAUGCUUUUAAAGGUCAUGAUGAGAGUAGUAAUUCAUCAAAUGGUGGCAAUUUCACUGCUGUACAAAAUGCUUUUGGGAGGAUGAAUUUAGAAGUAAAAAGAGUCUUGGAUAAUGCCCCUGGUAAUGCCAAGGAGAAAAUGGCUAUCAUUCUUCGCUUUGUUGAUUUUCAUGAGUUUAUUAGAGAACGAUUUUUCAAGGUUAUUUAUGUGGGAGACACUUGUUCUCAAACUUUGAAAAAUGAGAUAUCCAAGGUGCUUGCUCAAUAUGAUCUUCAAGUAGAAAAUAUGAGGGGUCAAGGAUAUGAUGGUGCUAGUAACAUGCGAGGGGCUACUCGUUGGGGUUCACAUUUUCGCUCUAUUUCAAAUUUGAUAAAAUUGUUUGAAGCCACCCAGAAAACUCUUGCAGAUUUGGUAAUUAAUGGACUUCCCAAAAUACAAGGAGAAGCAAAGAGUUCAUUGCAAAAAAAGGCCAUGGACAUCUUAAAUGCUCUAAGAGUUCUUUCUAUUGCAAAACAAAAGCUUCAAGCCAUGAGAGAUAAUGGUUGGGAUGAUUUGAUUUUGAGAAUAACAUCAUUUUGUUGUGAGCAUAAUAUCAUUGUUCCAGAUUUGUCUACUCCUUACAAGAAAGAGUUGGAGAGUAGAUUCCCAGAUCAGUCGUUGGAGUUCCUUACUCUUAGUUCUAUAUUUGAUUCGCAUGAUAAUUUUCAGGCAUUCAAGUCUGAAGAUGUUUGCUCUCUUGAUUUGAGAUUUUACCCUAUGGAUUUUUCUGCAGUAUCUACAGUAACUACUGAAAGAGCAUUUUCAUCUAUGAAUAUUUUGAAAACUAUACUUCGAAAUAGGAUGGAAGAUGACUUUUUUGAUGAUUUGAUGGUUCUCUAUAUUGAGAAAGAGUUUGUUGAUAGUGUUCACAAUGAUUAUGUAAUUCAGGAGUUUACAAAGUUAGGACCUCGGAGGGUAUCAUUCGGUUUUGAUUUUAUGUCCCUCCUGUUGUAUUUUUGA